GGAAAUGUAAUUUUGAAAGGAGAAAAAAACAUGUUUUCUUUUUUUUCUCCUUCCUUAUUUUUCCUUCUGGAUCUUUACUCAUCUCCAAUCUGGUCCUCCUUGCUCUCUUUGUGGUUGUAUGAAGGAGGUCACUGCGGAUACAAAGUAACGGAGCACAGUCCAAACAACACUGUAGAAGCAUGUUUUUGGGGGUGAAAACGAUGUCGCACGGGACAACCAUGUCACGUUGCAACAAUAGCAAUGUCACCCGGCCCUCUCUGCAGUGACCCUGCACAGCAAAGGAUGCUGGGAAAUAACAAACACUAUUAUCCCGGGGAGGACGACAAGGAUGGGGAGGAUGAGGAAGAGGAAGAGGAGCAGGGACAAGAAAACAACAAGGGGGAUGGUAGAGAGAAGGAGAACGGAGGGAUGGAAGGGCUCGAGGAGAUUGAGAUGAAGGGAGGCAGACAAUCACGUGAAGGGAAAGGGGAGGGAGGUAAACCCUCAGCCAUUGUGGUUGGAAGGCAGAGAGGGGACCGGACACUGAGGCCAGACAAUCCAGGAAAUAGAGGCAUCCCUUAUACGUCCAAUCAGGCCCCUCAUAAGCAGCAGCACCAGCAGCAGUAUCACCCGGCCCCAUCCACUCAGACCCAGAAAAGACGUGCUCACAUGGAGCGCAGUAUGACCACAGUGGCACCCAUAGAGGACACUCGACUGACCAUGAUGGUGUUCCGCAUUGGAAUCCCUGACAUCAAACAGACAAGGUGUCUGCAGUUUGACCCUGACUUCACAGUUUGGAGCGCCAAGCAGGAGGUCAUCUGUUCGCUGAGCGAGCCACUGUGGGACGUCUAUAACUAUGGCCUCUUUCAGCCCGCCGGAGACGGAUGUGAUGCCAUGUUCCUGGAGGAGGAGUGCUGCCUCCGAAACUACCCACAGUCCUUUGAGAAAGGGGUGCCUUACCUGGAGUUUAGGUACAAGACCAGGGUAUACAAACAGACAAACCUGGAUGAAAAACUACUUACAAAAUUGCACACCAAGGUGAGUCUGAAAAAGUUCAUGGACUACAUUGCAAGUGGAUCAAUAGAUAAAAUGUCAAAAGCCCUGGAAAAAGGUCUCGACCCAAACUACCAUGACCCUGACAACGGAGAAUCCCCACUGUCUGUGGCGGUGCAGUCUGGCAUGACAGUGGAGGGGAUCAGGGUGCUCGUUCAGGGUGGGGCCCAUGUGGACUUUAGAACCAGAGAUGGACUGACAGCUGUACACAAGGCUGUCAGGGCACACAAUCACGUUGCACUGCUGGCUCUUCUGUCCCUGGGAGCAUCUCCUAACUACAAGGACCGAUGUAGCCUGACCCCACUGUACCACUCAGUGCUGACAGGUGGCGACACCUCCUGCUGCGAGACCCUACUCUACUACAGGGCCAGACUGGGAGUGAGGGAUGAGAAUGGCUGGGAGGAGUCUCACCAGCUCAGGGAUGAAGAGGAAUUUGGAAUGCAAGAGAUACACAAGGCCUGCCAGAAUGGUUUUGCCCAGCACUUGGAGCACCUUCUGUUCUAUGGGGCAGAUACCACUUCUCAGAAUGCCUCAGGGAACACCGCACUUCAUAUUUGUGCUCUGUAUGAUAAGGAAAGCUGUGUUCGUGUUCUGCUCUACAGAGGGGCCAGUAAGGAAAUUAAGAACAAGCAUGGACAAACCCCCUUUCAGGUAGCAGUAAUGUCGGGCCAUUUUGAACUUGGGGAAAUCCUCAAAAACCACAGAGAUGCAGAUGUAGUGCCCUUUCUGGAAUCCCCAAAGUAUGCUCCCAAAAGAGGAGAGAGUGCACGCACGCUCCCUCUCCUCAUGGCUCACCCCUACCCCCUCCUGCGUGCUAACAGUGAUAACAGCAUGACCCUGCCUGACCCCAUGGCCCUAUCCAACAAGGCUGCUGGAGCCAAUCCCAUCCCUGGAAAGGGUCGCAGGGCCUCUGAGGGUGUGAGGAGCUCCAGCAGUCCCAGGGCCCGUACCCGCUCCCCGUCGCGAGGAGGAGGGCAGAGCGACACGGAGGAGAGGCAUCAAAGCAAACCACAGCGCGGCAGACAGGGUGCGACCUCAGCGGGUAGUGGCGGGUCAGCUGGGGGUCAGAUGAGGCAUAUGUACAGUGCGGUCCCAGGGCGAGUGUACAUGGCCACGAGGGCCUACACUGCCCACGGAGACAAAGAGCUCAGCAUCAGCAAAGGAGACAAAGUCAAAGUGUUGAGUGUUGGAGAGGGGGGGUUCUGGGAGGGCACGGUGAAAGGUCGUACAGGCUGGUUCCCCUCAGAUUGUGUGGAGGAGGUCGGUCCUCCCAGUAAGGACAAUCGAUCAGAGACGCGCAGUGAGAAAGCCAAGAGGAAGCUGUUCCGUAAUGUCACCAUGGGAGCAUAUGAUGGCGUGGAUGGCCCCAGUGACUACAUCAUUAAGGAGAAGACAGUGCUCCUGCAGAAGAAAGACAAUGAGGGCUUUGGCUUUGUGCUUCGGGGAGCCAAAGCCCAGACUCCUAUAGAGGAGUUCACGCCGACCCCAGCAUUCCCCGCGCUGCAGUACCUGGAGUCUGUGGAUGAGGGCGGUGUGGCCUGGAGGGCUGGCCUAAGGAUGGGGGACUUCCUUAUUGAGGUCAAUGGUCACAAUGUCGUGAAGGUGGGCCACAGGCAGGUGGUCAACAUGAUCAGACAAGGUGGCAACACUCUGAUGGUCAAGGUUGUCAUGGUGGCCCGCAACCCGGAGAUGGAGGACACCAACCCCAGGAAGAAAGUCCCCCAGCAGGCUAAGAGGCUGACUCCUCCUGCCAUUGCCCUGCGCUCCAAAUCAAUGACAUUAGAGCUGGAAGACAUGGUGGAGAAAGCUGCCUCUCCGUGGAAAAAGAAAGCAGAGUAUGAGUCCUCCCAGGUGCCUGAUAAGAAGAGGACAGUCUAUCAAAUGGCACUAAAUAAACUGGAUGAGAUCCUGGCAGCAGCUCAGCACACGAUUGCGUCAGACGGACAGGGGCAGCGGGGUCACGGGGGGAAGAGAGAACGAACCAAGAGCAUCGCCCCCAAUGAGCCAAGUCAUGACCAGUUGGUUGGUGUAAUGCCGCCUGGCUUCAACCAGGGUCAGUAUCCCCCCCGGCCAUCCGCAUGGAGUAAUGUUGCGACAGAAAUCUAUUGGUGUGACGGAGGAGGAGAGGCAGUCCCUUCACACCCCGGCUAUGAAACUGGCGUAGCCUGUCGGAGGACAUCCCCCCUCCCCCCAGCACAUCCGCCCCAGAACCCCCCUUGUCUGCUGGACCCCACACUGCCCGGAGGGGGGGAGCAGUCUGUCCCCCAGCCACUGUCCUCCCAGGCCCAGGCCCACUACCAGGCCCUCUCCACCCAACAACAAGCAGCGCAUGAUGCCCAGGCAGGUUGGGACAGUCAACAGCACGGCAUGACCACCACCCUCCAGAGAGGAGUAGGACAAGACACAGGGGAUCCCACGGAGGGGACGAGGAGAGGAGGAGGAAAAAUGGGGGCAUUGAGGAGGGGCUACAGUAGUGCUACUCCACCUACAAGUGCAGCUCCCACAACUCAACAGCAACCCCAGCAGCAACAGCAGCCCCAGCAACAGCAAGUGGCGGCCCUCGAGAGGAUCGGCGGGGCAAGCAGGGGCGGGGGAGUCAGGAAGGGCGGGAGGGGCCCUCUCGUGAAGCAGCCCACAGUGGAAGGUGGGCUCGGCAGGCACCACAGAGGGGGGCAAGGCCAAGGGGGUAAAAGCUCCGGGGCCAAAGAGAAGAGCUCCAUCCCCAUCCCCACCAUCAUCGUCAAGGCUCCAUCCACCAGCAGUGGCAGUGGCCGCAGCAGCCAGGGCAGCAGCAUGGAUGCCGAGCAACCGCCUCCCGACAUAGACGACCCUACCUCCCCCCCUGCCUCUCCCGACACCUCCACCACCCCCGGCCCGCCUUCCACCGUGGCCCCCUCACCACCCCAGCCCCCUGUCUCCUCCCCCAUGACCCCUUCGACUGUCGCCCCCCAGCUGCCCCCUAACCUGGAGAACCUGGACUUCACCACCCAGUUCGGGGGGGCCUUCGUCGGGGCAGCGCGCCGGGACCGGGAACGUUUCCGUGACAUGAGGAGGAAGAGUGCUUCCUUCUUUCUCUCCUCUGAAGAGGAUGUCCAAGGGGAGGCGGGGGGAGGUGGAGGGGUAUGGACCCAGCCCCUACAGGGGAUGGGGAUCGAUGUCCCCACCCCCCGCCUCCGCCCUUCCAAGUCGAUUGACGAGGGCAUGUUCUCUAGGGACAAUUACAUCCACUACGCCAGCAGUAUGCCCCCCGCCUUUGGGCUACCUGAGUACCACUCCCCUGUGAUGGGCCAGGAUGGCCAGCCCAAGUCCGCUCCCUCCAACUACGGCCCAGGCACUCCAGCCACCACCUUCAUCCACCCUCUAACUGGGAAAGUCCUGGACCCCUCGUCCCCCCUGGGCCUGGCGCUGGCUGCACGAGAGAGGGCCCUCAAGGACGACCGGAGGACCCGACGGGAGGAGCGGCACUUUGGCCGGCAGAUGUCCAGCGUCGGGGUGUUCCCUACAUCUCUCCCGUCUCCCACGCCAUCCCUGUUUUCCACAUCCACCACCACCACCUCACACGCCUCACUGAACCGCCCACAGUCACCCAGGAUAUUACGUUUGGGAGGGGGAGCAGAGAGAGUGGAGAGGGACCAGGCGGGUGGAGCCAGAGAGGGCCUCAGAGUUCGGUUUUCAGAGGACAGAACCAAUCAGUACCAGACCCAAUAUUACCAACAGAGUCCAAGAGACAGGGAGCCACCUGGCCCACCCAUGCAGCCGCCCGGCCCGCCGCCUCAGCCUGCACCCCGCAGACCCUCGUUCCUGCAGAUGGAGAGCAGUGCAAACGCUAGCUACAUCCCCCAGUACACCCUCACCGCAGCCCCAACACACCCACAUGAAGGUGGGGGAGAGGGAGGAGUUGGAGGGGGACUGGGGCUCAUGGUUCUUCCCCCGCCUGCACCCUCGAUAGAUUUGGACGAUGAGUUUGUCUUUGUUGACCCCCUGCCCCCCUCCCUUGCAGUUCGCCAACGGCCAAGGCCAGCGAGAAAUGCAGAGGGGGUACCCUCAACAGCAUCAACACUCAGCUCAACACGUCUCUUCCGCCAUGCCACCCCCACCACCCCCCCUGCCGGGGACUCUGCCGCCUCCAGCCUCACAUCCUACGACAGCGAGGUGGCCAACCUCACCCAACCCCAGCCCAUGUCGCAUACACACCCCUUCUUCAGUGACCCCACCGUACCAGUUAACCCCGCUAAUAUGGGUGCCCCUGCUCCCCAAAUGACCUCAGCACAGUACCGCGGCCCGGCCACCCUCACUACAACUAUGACCUACGCCACAACAACGACCAUGACCGCCGCCGCCACUGCUACCACAGCCUCUGUGGUGUCGUCAGACUUCAACGCGUCUCUGAAAGCCCCCAGAACCGCCAUCAACACUGCAAGCAAGGCAGGAGACCACCACCCCUCCAUGAUGAAGACUGGAGACUGGCAGACAGAGACGGUGGUGGACUCUGGGAUCGAGGAGCUGGACAGCCACAACAGCGGCGACCAGCACCUGGAAAUACUGGGAGUGAGUGAACUGACAGGUGAGAGAGGAGGAGGAGGAGGAGUAGAAGGGGACGGAUGGGGUGGCGAGCACCCAGAUCCUUAUAUGACCUACUCAGGCGGGCAAGAGUUUGAAACACACCCCACCAAACACACGACCAAACCAACCGUGUAUCCAAAGACGAUGCAGUACAAAGAGGGCGGUAUCAAGGGCACAAGGGAAGCAUUACAUCGACAGCGACCCAACACCUUGGAGCCAAGGGGUUCAACCGAGGGGGUCGACCCGGGACAGGGCCUGGAGCGAGGUGAGGCCCAGAGGGACGGGAUGUCUAUUGAGGGGCGCAGGCUGCACUCGCCACUCUCGGGGAUGAAGGCCAGCAUCAUCAACGAGCUGAGCUCCAAGCUUCAGCAGAUGAGCAGUAAGAGCACAGACGACUGGGGUCAGUCUGAGAUGCGAGAUAUUCUGGGGAUUUCUCCGCCUCGUUUCAGAGCCCCCCCCACAACCCGCUCCACUUCCCCCUUACCCACCUCCUCCCCGCAGCAUCGCCCGCCAAUCCUCACCCCCAAUCUCACCGCCACCCCCUCCGGCUCGCCCUCCCACCAGCCCACGCUACAGCCCAACUGGACCCGCUCUCCCUCUCCCCAGAUACCCACCUCCCCCUCUCACUUCUCUCACCCUCCUCUCUCCCCCACCUACUCACCCUAUCCCACGUCACCCAAACACCGCACUAAGUAUCGUGGAGCCAAGAUUUUUGACUUCCAGUGUACCCCUGGUCCAGAGCUGAGGUCGUCUGUGUCACGCCGGCGCGCCCCCAGCCCCCUCAUAUACUCCACAGACCGCCCCAGCCCCGCCCCUCCCAGACCCUCCUCCCUCCCCAUCCUCCCCAGCACCCAUGUCUACAACACCCCCUUUGAUUUCCCCUCACCCCUCACCCCUUCAUCCCCAAGCCACACCCUAGGAGACUCUUACAACCCCUCCACACCGCCUCUCUUCCCCACAUCCCCACAACCUCCCAGUGCCCUCCUGGUCUCCCGCUCCCUUUCACCCACCCAGUUCCUCUCCGGCGCCUCCUCGCCCUCCAUGCACAUGCCCCCCUCUCCGUCCUGCCUCAGCUAUCCCCACCACACCCCUCCUCCCCCAGCCAAACCCUUUACCAUCAAGCCCCUGUCCUACUGGACUAGGUGGGACGUGGCCGACUGGCUGGCCUACCUAAACCUGGGGGAGCACCGGGAGCGCUUUCUGGACAACGAGAUUGACGGCUCCCACCUGCCCUCCCUCACCAAGGACGACUUCCUGGACCUGGGGGUGACGCGCGUCGGCCACCGCAUGAACAUCGAAAGAGCGCUGAAGACACUGACUGACAGGUGAGGAAGGAGCGGCAUGGACAGAGUCAACACACAGACAGAGGCUACAUGUCAGCCAAGUGGCGAGUGGAAAUACAGAGAGAGAAAAAGAAGGAAAGGAUGGAGAAGGAAAGACAAGUGCCUCUUUCCUUCCCUGCGAGCCAGAUGAUUCCAUCCCCUUCCCUUUUAGCAUAAAGCCUUUGUUAAUUUGAUACGUUAUUCCAUCUCUCUCUCUCUCUCUCUCUCUCUCUCUCUCUCUCUCUCUCUCUCUCUCUCUCUCUCUCUCUUCUCUCUUUCUCUCCCAUAUUUAAUUUACUACUUUCACUCCUUAUUCAUUUUCCAUUCAUUCUUAUUUCUUGAUUUACCCUCCUCCCUCUUUCCUCAGGCUCUUCUCUCCCAUGCAUGAGCCUAGCCCCUCCCCUGUGCCACAGACUGAGAGAGUGAAAGAUGAGGUGACUCAGAGCUCAGAGAAAGACAGAGAAACAAACUGACUGAGAUGAAAGCUAAAGAAGACCAUUGGACACAAACAGACUGAGUUGGACCUCAGACAGGAAGCGAUCGUGAUGGACAAGGCUUAAACACGCCAAGAGAGAUUUGGUAUGAGUGGAAUACAAUUGUUUGGAAUCUUUCUUGAGAUGAACAUUGAUUACACGUGUUGGUCAAAAGAAGGUAGAAACACUUACGACACACACUCAUGUCUAAAACUAUACUAUUGACACACACUGUACAACUACUGAUGAAUAGGCUUUUAAUUCACACAUGGACACACACACAUUUGACUGGUGAUUCUCACACUCCAUUUGCUGCCUGAGUUACAGUAAAAGGAGAAAUGCUAACAAGAAUCUUGAGAUUGGAGUGCUGCUACCCAUAAAGAGAGGGUAAGCCCAUGGAUAUACUAAAGGUGGUGGUGAAGUUCCUCUAAUAAACAGUGAGGGCCAUAUUCAAACUUGUCCUGAGGUUCAUGCGCACACAUUGACUUUACGCGUAUUGCAUCAUGGGAUUGGAAGCUAUGGUUGGAAUGUAUAAACUUCAGAAUAUGGUCAUAAUAUGGAAAGAUACAUUCAUUGGUUUUGUACCAAGUGCUGAUUGCAAUCAUUCAUUUCAAAUAGGUCAGGGUGUUAUUCAUAUGUAAUCAUUCAAAUGUGUGUUUAAUGAGAAAUAUUCUAAAAUAUACAAAACAUAUAGUCAUAAAAUGACGUAAUUAUUAUCAUGGUUAUUAUCUUUACAAAGGCUGGCUGGAGUAUGUCAGAGAGAGGCAAAGGGGAGUAAAAUCUGGGUUUUUUUCCCCCUGAGACACGGCUAUAAGGUGUCCACAGCCAUGUUUGAGAGUUCGCUAUGAACUCAAGUCAUUUUACAUUACACAGCUUACCGGUCAUUCAUGAUGUUGACGUUGAUGUUUACGAGCAGAGCACAUGUCCAGGGGAUGUGAGUGUCUUUUGUCUCGUAUUCACACACACACACAGGUGCAACAAUCAAAAAGGGCUUAUACCGUGUGUCUGUCAGUCUUUAUGGUGUCUGGCUACCUUGGCCUUUUUCCUCUGAGUGUUUGUACGCGUACGAAGAUCUGUUCGUCAGCCUGCCUUGUUACCCAUGAUCCUUUACCCACCCUCUGCCCCUCUCUCUUAUGCCUUCUCCGAAACUCAACGGGCCCGUUGUCCAAACAUUUGAAAACGUAGAGAUGUAUAUUUUGCACCGGUUGACAAUCCUAACUUUGCCCUAUUUCAUAAACUUCUCUUCGAAAUCUGGAAACUUUCUCAGAUCCACAUAUUUCAGAAAAAGACACACACACACAAACACACACGCGCACACGCGCGCACGCACGCACGCACGCACGCACACACACACACACACACACACACACAAAUACACAGGCUCUUUUAGAUACCUAUUUGCUAUUGCCUUCGGUGAAAUGCAUUGUAAGGUGAGGAAUACACAAAAACUUUUUACACAUAAUUUAUAGGUCUAUAUCAGUGAUGGGCAACUUUGAUGGGGGUGGGGGCCACAAAAUCUGAACUCAUCAUGAGGGGCUGCAGUGGCUUACGGGUCUGCGUACCCACAUCCAUACCUACACAUGCAGUCAGAGCUAUCCCUAGCCUUUUUGGGACCUAAGUGACAAGUUUGCUGCAAUUCUACACAUUCGGCCAUGAUGGGGUGGAGAGAAAAUGUAGCAAUUGUAUAACACAUUUCAUGCAAUUCUACUCAUUUUGCCAUAGGGUGGAAGGAAAUGUUGCAGUUUUUAAUAUAAUAUCUGUGUGAGAGUAACUAAGAAAAUCAAUAGAAAAUCAGUAAUUCAAACAUUAUUACCACAAGUUUAGAUAUCUGGCUGGACUAACUUACCAAUCUAAAACAAUUUAGCUGACAAAGGGCUAAUUGAGUGACUGUCAGUGACUGACCUACCAAAAGCAAAACCCUAACUCAGUCCCCCCCAAUUAUUUUAAUUUUAAUUUUAAUUUUAGAUAUAUACAGUGCCAGUCAAAAGUUUGGACACACUUACUCAUUCAUGGGUUUUUCUUCUUUUUUGAAAAACUAUUUUCUACAUUGUA
Molecule: messenger RNA, 9442 nt
Organism: Oncorhynchus gorbuscha (pink salmon)
Lineage: Eukaryota; Metazoa; Chordata; Actinopteri; Salmoniformes; Salmonidae
Product: SH3 and multiple ankyrin repeat domains protein 1-like
Cellular component (GO): dendritic spine; postsynaptic membrane; postsynaptic density
Molecular function (GO): ionotropic glutamate receptor binding; synaptic receptor adaptor activity
Source: RefSeq, a predicted model, not a curated record